Messenger RNA from Lutzomyia longipalpis, 601 nucleotides. RefSeq lists its product as uncharacterized. The record is from RefSeq and is a predicted model, not a curated record. The transcript has 2 exons. Bases 38 to 601 code for a protein of 187 amino acids. Lineage: Eukaryota; Metazoa; Arthropoda; Insecta; Diptera; Psychodidae.
ACCGUUUCCCCAAAAUGUGGAUGAGAAUGAAGUCGCCAUGAAGUACUACCCAGAACAGGAAUCAGACUUUGACGACUACCCAGCUUCCUACUACAGAGAUCCGUCAAAAUUCUUCGCAAAACCGGGAUUCGCUGCGGGAUUUGGUGCUGGAUUUCUUCCUGGUUUGGGUGCUCUGGGUUUUCUGCAUUCGCUAAAGUGGAAAGUGGGCGCUGUGACGAUUAUUAAGAUUAUCCUAAAGGUCAUUCUCUUCAAGAAGAUCAUCAAAUUCAUCAUUCUCCUCUUCUUGCUAAUCUUCACCCCAUCACUGUUCUCAAUAUUCACCGGAGGAUUCGGAUAUGGACAAGGAGAUAAUGGGCUCUUCCGGAAAUUUAAUUAUGAAAGAUCAGAUAAUGAAAAGAUCAAUGAUCUUGCCAUGUUUGUCCUCACUUCCAUUGAUUCCUAUCAGAAUGCAAAGGAAUGCCGAGGGCAGGAUGAGGAAUAUGAGUGUCGUCUCAAUCGAAUGUUCAAGAUGAUUGAAGCAAAGUACCCCUUCCAGAAGGCCCUGCAGAACUACCGGAAAAAGAUCAAUGCUGAAGAUCAAACAGAAGCAUCUCCAUCGUGA